Messenger RNA from Parathielavia appendiculata, 1206 nucleotides. RefSeq lists its product as uncharacterized. The transcript is spliced from 3 exons. Gene Ontology annotation, biological process: glutathione biosynthetic process. Gene Ontology annotation, molecular function: enzyme regulator activity; glutamate-cysteine ligase catalytic subunit binding. The record is from RefSeq and is a predicted model, not a curated record. The coding region runs from base 61 to 1026 and encodes 321 amino acids. NCBI's taxonomy places the organism in Eukaryota, Fungi, Ascomycota, Sordariomycetes, Sordariales, Chaetomiaceae. Gene Ontology annotation, cellular component: glutamate-cysteine ligase complex.
CCUCGGACAGCGUUGCUGGAUGAGAAAUUUCUGAGUCCUGGCAGGUCAGGCAUAGCAGCGAUGACCAAGAUAAUCCUCUCCACAGGGAACAUCGUCUCUGGCGGGCCUUCCAUCAUUCGAAAACCAGGCACAUUCCGAUCCAACCUCGAGCUCACGAACUCGCUAAGGAGCAACUUUCUUGCCGCGCAAGAAGAUUAUGCGGCCGAAUCCGCGCACAGCAACGGCGCCGUCAACGGGAACGGCAGCGCCAAUGUCAUUGAGGUAGACGCCGAGACGGGCGGGCGCCCGCCGGCAUCGGUCUGGACUGCCCACAAAGAUGGCGUCCUUUACGUGCCGGCGAUCGAUUGGGACGCCCACGGGUUGCAGGAGGAGCCGGCGCACUACGACGUCACAGCCAAGCUUUUCUUCCUGCCGGGCGCCGCCGUCUCGCAGCGGUCGCAGUUUGCGAAAGAGGCGCUAGCGCAUGUCUUAAGGGAGCUGCGCGCCCCAGCGGUCGACCUGCUCAUCGUGUCCUUCCCGGGCAUGUCGUUCGAGGGCGACUGCGAGUGGGAGGCCGACAGGAUCAAUGCGGGACAAGGCAACGACGCAGACGAAAUUGCGACCUGGCCCGCCAUCGAGGAGUUGCACCGCGCCGGGCUGGCAAAGAAGCUGGGUCUCGCCGAGUUUGGCAGCGAGAAGCUGUCCAAAUUCCUCCAGAAGGUCCAGGUGCGCCCGGUUGUCAACCAAGUCAACCUCAAGAACUGCUGCAAUGUGCCGCCGCCUCUGGCACAGUUGGCGAAGGAGCAGGGCAUUGAGCUGCUAGUCCAUAGCGACUGCACCGAUAUUCUCCCCAAAGGAACAUUGAGGGACCUGCUUGGUCAGCGACAAGGCGGGGCGGGGCUCCUGGCCGAUUUCGAGACCGGAACAGGCGGGCUGCGGGGGGAUCUCACGCCACAAUGGGUUGUGAAAUACACGGCUGUCGUUCGGGAUCGUGGCGUCAUUGAAAACAAGGGAUAUUUCGCGGGCGCGGAGCUGGCAGACGAGUAAUCUGCCUGGCACUCCGCCGGUUUAGGCGGCUCAAACUGAUCAGGAGUUCAGGUCAAGUCCGGGUCUUUGGGUAUACAGUUUCAGGGAACGAGGAACACGGGCAAAGAAUCACCUCAUAUGGCUCACCGUUUAUAUUUCCCCUUUACAACAGAGCGAAUCGAACGGUAUAUCCCGGGAGUA